AUGACUUCCGAUUGCAUCAAAGAAGUUGUUCAAGGUGGUGGAGCCAAAGUUGCGUUUUGGGGCGUGAUUUCUGCAUCAGGAACCAGUUGUUGCAAAUUGUACAAUCAAAAUAUGAAUUCUGCAUUAUAUGGUGAUGUUAUAGAAAAUGAAUUAAUUCCGUCAAUUAAUAUGUGGCAUUUGGAAACAAAUGGUAUUUACCAACAGGAUAACGCACCAUAUUAUAAAACUCGUGAUAUCAAAGCUUUGUUUGAAGAUUUGUCAAUAAACAUAUUACCAUGGCCUGCACACAGUCCGGACUUAAAUCCGGUAGAAAACUUAUGGGCAAUUAUCGACAAGAAGUUUAAAAAAAUUCCUAUGCAUACUAUUCAAGAACUAAACGAACGUUUACGGAGUGAAUGGUUAUCUGUCGAAUCAACAAUUUGUGCAAACUUAAUUAAAUCAAUGCCUAAACGUAUAGCUGAAUGUGUCAAAGCAAAAGGAGGUGCAAUUGAAAAAUAA
Messenger RNA from Rotaria sordida, 498 nucleotides. NCBI's taxonomy places the organism in Eukaryota, Metazoa, Rotifera, Eurotatoria, Philodinida, Philodinidae. The record is from the annotation of a GenBank genome assembly.